CCCAGGAUGUUCGCCCAGCAACAGCAGCGGGAGCCGACGCCGCCUCCUCGGGGCUGAGUUGUCCGCCGGCCCACGAGGCGGGCGUUGGGUCGUUCCCUUUCUCGGGGUUUCCCUCCCGGCCAGGAGGGGCCGAAGCAGGGGCAGGGCUGGUCUCCGGCCCCCAGUUCGGGAUUGCGGUGCAUGUUCGCUCCCUGCGAGUGCGUGAGGCGAGGGGGCAGAAGGACCAUGAAAAUGAUCCGGUUCCGGAGCUCGAGCAUCAGGUCGCUGAGCCAGGAGAUGAAAUGCACAAUCCGUCUGUUGGACGACUCGGAGAUCUCCUGCCACAUCCAGAGAGAGACCAAAGGCCAGUUUCUUAUAGAUCAUGUUUGCAAUCACUACUGUUUGUUAGAAAAAGACUAUUUUGGCAUUCGCUAUGUGGAUUCUGAAAAACAGAGGCAUUGGCUUGAGCCCAAUAAAUCUAUCUUCAAGCAAAUGAAAUCUCAUCCACCAUAUACCAUGUGCUUUAGAGUGAAAUUCUACCCUCAUGAACCCCUGAAGAUUAAGGAAGAGCUCACCAGGAUUUAA
Molecule: messenger RNA, 564 nt
Organism: Thamnophis sirtalis
Lineage: Eukaryota; Metazoa; Chordata; Lepidosauria; Squamata; Natricidae
Source: RefSeq, a predicted model, not a curated record